AUGUCUUUACCACCAACUAUUAAUGAUUUCAAGCCCGUCUAUAACUUAGUUGAAUUAGAAUUAGAAGAUUAUAAAGAAAAUGAACUAGUUUUAGACACGAUUCAUGAGUUAAAAUUGUUUUUUCAAAAUUCUAAUAAUUGUACUUGCUGUCGAACACCAAAACAAAAAGAUCUUAGAACCUGUUUUGAAAAAGUAGGCUUAGAACUCUGUAAAGUUUUUGCCUCAAAAAAAUCAGGUGGAGAAGAAAUUUGUUUUCAAUUAUUGUAUAAUGAUAACUUUGAUAAAAAUGGUCAAUUAAAUACUAUUUCUUCUGUACCAUUAUCAAAUGACUGA
Molecule: messenger RNA, 333 nt
Organism: Racocetra persica
Lineage: Eukaryota; Fungi; Glomeromycota; Glomeromycetes; Diversisporales; Gigasporaceae
Source: the annotation of a GenBank genome assembly